Rotaria sp. Silwood2 is the source of this 1126-nucleotide messenger RNA. The record is from the annotation of a GenBank genome assembly. NCBI's taxonomy places the organism in Eukaryota, Metazoa, Rotifera, Eurotatoria, Philodinida, Philodinidae.
AUGAUGAUUCCAUUACGCUCUACUCCCGUAAAUAUUCACCCAAAUGCUCAAUGGAAACAAAAUGGUAUAACUGUGGCUGGAGGAAAUGGAGUAGGUAAUGCAAAAAAUCAACUGUGUUACCCAUGGGGUUUGUAUAUUGAUGAUGAUCAAAGUGUCUAUGUCACUGACACGUCCAAUCAUCGUAUUAUGAAAUGGAAACCGGAUGAGACAAGUGGUCAAGUGGUUGCCGGUGGAAAUAAACGAGGAAGUGGAAUUCAUCAGUUGUCUGAUCCAUACGAUGUGAUUAUCGACAAAGAUACUGAUAGUCUCGUAAUCUGUGAUGGUUCGAAUCAAAGAGUGGUUCGAUGGCCUCGUCGAAAUGGUACAUGUGGAGAAACAAUCAUUUCCAACGUUCAUUGUCGGAGUUUGACGAUGGACGAGAAUGGCUCUCUCUAUGUCACUGGCGCAGGAGAGGAUAAAGUAAGACGAUAUCGAAGAGGAGAAUCUCAAGAAACAGUGGUUGCAGGUGACAAUGGAAGUGGAGAUCGUCUCAAUCAACUCUCUUGCACAGAAUAUGUAUUCGUCGAUCAACAUCAUUCAGUAUACGUUUCUGAAUGGAAAAAUGAUCGUGUGAUGAAAUGGACAGAAGGUGCAAAACAAGGCACUGUUGUGGCUGGUGGUCAUGGACGAGGAAAUGGUCUCAAACAACUGGCAUGUCCUCGAGGCGUCGUUGUCGACCAAAUGGGCACUGUCUACGUGGCUGAUGCAGGAAAUGCUAGAAUCAUGCGAUGGCCCGAAGGAGCCACACAGGGAAGUGUUAUUGUUGGUGGAAAUGGUAUAGGAGGACAAUCCAAUCAACUACAUGGACCCGUUGGUUUAUCAUUCGAUCGAUAUGGUAAUCUGUAUGUCGCCGAUAACGGUAAUCAUCGAGUACAAAAAUUCAACCUGAAAUACAACGGCUGAUGACUAACCGAUUGACAUACCCAACCGUGGAAAAAUAGUGCGCCACACAAUAACUGCAUCGACAACUUCAAGUGCCAAUGAAAAUAAAAUAGUCCAAAAUACAAUAGGGUGUGGGUGUGUGUGUGGGUGUGGGUGUGUGGGUGUGGGUGUGGGUGUGUGGGUGUGGGUGUGUGGGUGUGGGUGU